UUUUUUUUCAUUUAUUAAAUUGCUUUCAAUUCAUCCAAAGUAGAUUGUUUCCAUGACAUCCGAUAUGGAUAGUACACAAGAAGAUGUUAACUAUAGAGUUUUAAGUAUUCAGUCACACAUGGUUUCCGGCUACUGUGGCAAUAAGGCAGCCGUAUUCCCACUUCAAACAUUAGGGUUUGAUGUUGAUAUAUUAAAUACCGUUCAAUUCUCGAACCAUACAGGGUAUCCUUCUUGGACUGGAGGUCGUUUGACAGCAGAUGAUGUCCAAGAAUUAUUCGAUGGAUUAGAAAAAAAUAAAUUGACAAAUGAAUAUACACAUGUUUUAACUGGAUAUAUUGGGAAUUAUGCCAUUUUGGAAAAGAUAGAGAAAAUGGUGAAAAAGUUAAAAGAACAGAAUCCAAAUCUAAUUUACGUUUGCGACACAGUUAUGGGAGAUGGUGGAUCAUUGUAUGUUGCGCCAGAAAUAGUUCCGUUAUAUAGAAAUAUUAUGAAAUCUGUAGUAGACGUGAUUACACCCAAUCAAUUUGAAGCAGAGUUAAAUAAGGGAUAGCAUUACAUAAUACUCAAAUUAAC
Cokeromyces recurvatus is the source of this 573-nucleotide messenger RNA. RefSeq names its product pyridoxal kinase. The transcript has 6 exons. Gene Ontology annotation, biological process: pyridoxal 5'-phosphate salvage. Gene Ontology annotation, molecular function: pyridoxal kinase activity. The coding region runs from base 53 to 550 and encodes 165 amino acids. Gene Ontology annotation, cellular component: cytosol. NCBI's taxonomy places the organism in Eukaryota, Fungi, Mucoromycota, Mucoromycetes, Mucorales, Mucoraceae. The record is from RefSeq and is a predicted model, not a curated record.